Molecule: messenger RNA, 522 nt
Organism: Cyanistes caeruleus (blue tit)
Lineage: Eukaryota; Metazoa; Chordata; Aves; Passeriformes; Paridae
Cellular component (GO): intermediate filament
Molecular function (GO): structural constituent of cytoskeleton
Source: RefSeq, a predicted model, not a curated record
AUGUCCUGCAAUGACCUGUGCUCCACCGCUGGCUCCGGCCUCAUCCGGCCCCAGCCCCUGGCUGACACCGGGAACGAGCCGUGUGUGCGCCAGUGCCCCGACUCCACCGCCGUGAUCCAGCCUCCCGCCGUGGUGGUCACCUUCCCCGGGCCCAUCCUCAGCUCCUUCCCGCAGGAUUCCGUGGUGGGAUCUGCUGGAGCACCGUUCCUUGGAGCCUCUGGGGGCUCCUCCCUGGGCUAUGGGGGCUAUGGGUCCGGGGGCUACGGGGGUUAUGGAUAUGGGGGCUAUGGGGGUUAUGGAUCCCUGGGACACGGAGGAUUUGGAUUUGGGGGAUUUGGCUCUGGAGGAUAUGGCGGUUAUGGAUCUGGGGGAUAUGGGGGUCUCUGUGGAUACGGGGGCUACGGAUCCCUGGGCUAUGGGGGUCUGGGGGGCUACGGGGGGUUCCGGGGCCUGUCUGGCUUCGGGAGAUCCUUUGGCUCUUGGUCCGGCCGCUACGGCCGCGGCGGCUGCGGCUCCUGGUAA